Messenger RNA from Aplosporella prunicola CBS 121167, 381 nucleotides. RefSeq lists its product as uncharacterized. NCBI's taxonomy places the organism in Eukaryota, Fungi, Ascomycota, Dothideomycetes, Botryosphaeriales, Aplosporellaceae. Bases 1 to 381 code for a protein of 126 amino acids. The record is from RefSeq and is a predicted model, not a curated record. The transcript has a single exon.
AUGAAAGCCCUCAGGACGGAAAUUGCUCGACUUGAAACUUCCGCGACCGAGCAAACACAGAUCGCCAAUGGCUCGAAGAAAUUGUGGGACUCUGAGAAGAAUGCGCUUGAGGUCAAAAUCAAUGACCUUGAGAAGGAGCUAGAGAGCAGCCAAAAGGUUAUCGCAGAUCACCUGAAGUCUCAAGCUCAGCUAUCCAAGGAAUGGGAGCGUUCACAAAAGAACGAUGGGGCUUUCAUCUCAGAGCUCAGGAACGACGAGCUACCGUCAAAGGACAACGCAUCGGCCUCGGAGACAUACGCAAUCCUCGAUGCAUCCCGCUCUAGGCCCGUCGACCUAACUCGGAGGCACCCCCGAAGGUUUGGAGAUUCCGCGAACCUUUGA